This is a messenger RNA of Effrenium voratum, 495 nucleotides long. NCBI's taxonomy places the organism in Eukaryota, Dinophyceae, Suessiales, Symbiodiniaceae. The record is from the annotation of a GenBank genome assembly.
AUGGACAGCUCAGUUGCUUCUGAGUUGAAGAAGUUGAAAGAGGAUGAAAAGCUAGAAUUGAAUGUCAAAGUGUCAAAGAUCAUGCAUAGCCUCAUGCAGCAGAUGCACCUGCACUGUGACCAGGUGCUGGGCAACAUGAUGCUCAAGGCCGGCGUAGAUCUAUCAAAGCUGGACAGCUGCAUCUGCUUUGAGACAGCUGCAGACGCCGGCCAGCGAAGCCAGCAACUGCAAGCCAACAUGGAUUUGGUUGCUCAGAGCCAGGGCAAGUUGGCCCCUGUGACAGGCGCAGAAAGAUACUUGUCUGUGUGUCAGCUUUUGCAAGUCGGUUUUGCAUUGCUGCGGCACAGAAGACCCAGACCUGUUGAAGUCUUGCCCCAACGGGCAUUUGAGCUUGGAUGCCUUGCUGUCCAACAGCUCCUUGGCUGUGGAAAGCCACCCUUUCACACAGAUGGUCAAGCGUGGCUGGGCUUGGAAGGUCAUCAAGCAAGAGGUUGA